Pogoniulus pusillus (Red-fronted tinkerbird) is the source of this 2132-nucleotide messenger RNA. RefSeq names its product amnion associated transmembrane protein (gene AMN). Bases 77 to 1768 code for a protein of 563 amino acids. The record is from RefSeq and is a predicted model, not a curated record. Lineage: Eukaryota; Metazoa; Chordata; Aves; Piciformes; Lybiidae. The transcript has 13 exons. Gene Ontology annotation, biological process: receptor-mediated endocytosis; intracellular protein localization. Gene Ontology annotation, cellular component: endocytic vesicle; apical plasma membrane.
CUGGGGGGAUCACUGCUUUCAUCUCUCCACCUCCUUCCCCAGCGGCUUUCCAAAGCUCCUCACGGAUGCCAAGGAAAUGGGGAGCUUGGGAAAAGAGCUGAGAGCAAACUGGCUGUGCUCUGUGCUCAGGAUAACCUACCUCCUGUACUGGCUCACCCCCUUCUCUCUACAGCCUCCUCCGUGCCGAGCCCAUGACGCGGCCCUGGGCAAGGUCCAAGGUGCAGCUGAGGAGGUAAGGCUGGCAGCCCGCUGCAGAAUGAAGCGUCUCUUCCUCCUCCUCUGUGUCCUGCAGCUCCUCGCCAGUGUCAUUGCCGUGUACAAGCAGUGGAUCCCCAACACUAAUUUUGAAACGGCCUCCAACUGGGAUGCAGGCAGAGUCCCCUGCGCCAGGGAUCUGGUCCGGUUUUGGAGGAACAAGGUCGUCUCAGUCUUUGUCAGUUCUCCUCAUGCACUCACUGACAUGGUAAGGCAGCAUCUGGCGCCAUGGGAAGGCUCAGCUACCUCCCACCUAGGACCCACUGUGCUCUCUCAUCACCAGUACCUGCCCCUGAAUGGAGAAUUCGUGCUGGCAUCUGGUGCAGGAUUUGCAGCUUUCGAUGGCAGCUGGGAUCCAGGCUGUGACUCAGGUGCAACAGUCAGGUUUGCCGACGCUGAGCACCACACGUGGUUUGACCCCACCUUGUGGCAGGCGGUGUCCCACGGUGUGGUGCCGGAGGCAAACAGGCACAUCUUCUCCGUGGACGAGGAGCGGGUCCCGUGCCAGUACGACGAUGUUAUCUUCCAGCCCGAAACCUCCUUCCGGAUAAACAUCGACUCAUCGCAGCAAGUGAUUCAUCUCCAUAGCAUCUCUCUCAUGGGACAGGAGUUCAGCAGCCCCGAGGCCUGGGAGGAGUACGUGCAGGGUCCCUCUGCCCCGCUGCAGUUUCACGGCAAUGGCACUCUGCAGGUGACAGGCACCCGCUGUCCGGACAAGUCUGGCUGUGCCUGCGGGAACGCCCCGGAUGGCCAUCGCAUUUGUGCAGCCCUGCUCAGGGCGUCGGGGAGUCAGUGCCCGGUGCCAACCUGCCAGAACCCUUUGCAGCCUCUUGGCCACUGCUGCAAGGUCUGCGGAGCCAUCAUUAACCUGGAUUUCACUCCUGAUUUUGACCUGCAGAAGUACCAGGAUAGAUUGCUGCAAGUCUUGCUGAGCCAGCCCAAGUACGGCAGCGUGCGGAUGGCCAUAUCCAAGGUGCACAAAGCACAGACCUUCCUGGGAGUCAUACCCCGAAGCUCCACUCCUCUCAUCCAAAUUGUGCUGGUUGAUGAUGGGGCAGGAGCGCAGACUGGCACCACUGUGGAGCAGCUGGCAGCAGGCAUCAUGGAGGACGUAGCACAGCAUGGUGAAGCACUUGGCAUUUCAAAUGGCAAAAUGGAGGUGUCCACCAGUGACACUUCCAGUGGGCAAGCUGGAAGCCACAUUUCGAGCAGGAUCACAGCGGGAACAAUCAUGGGAUUGCUUUUUGGUCUCUUGCUCCUUGGAGGGAUCCUCAUUCUCUACAGAAAGGGAAACCUAAGGUUGCCUGUCCUGCGCUUCCCGCGGCUCUGGGCCAGAAUGGUGGAGCUGGAGUCCUCUGAGCCGGACAGUGACAAAGGCUUCGACAAUCCCAUGUUUGAUGUGGAACCACCAAGCACAGAACCUGGAGAGGAGACACUGCAGAAGAACGCUCCUAAAGACGCCCAAAUCUUUUACAUCAACCCUCUGUAUGAUGCAGGCAAGAUGGAGACCUGAUGGCAUGGUCUCAUGCUAGAGGCAGCCACCAUCUCUCUGGGGACACUUUUGCCUCCCCAGCUCUCACAGCCCCUCACAUUAAUUCUGAUAGAUUUAAACCAGAAACAGAUCCUGUUCAAAUAAAAGUGACCACAUGGUGAAGAAAGCCACAGCAAGUCUUUAUUGCUGGGGCACUCUGGUGUUGUUUCUGGGGCUUAGGCUGUGUUUUGUAGAUGCCAGUCAUUUUCAGACAGUUCAGGAUUGAAAUUUGAGUCUCGGGUGGUACCUGGAGAAGCUGAGGUCUCACUCAGCACUCUGUGCUGUAGCCAGCACUGUGCUGGAUUUGCCCAGGGCAUGCAGCAGGUUGAUGGAUGUAUCCAUGGAU